This is a messenger RNA of Monoraphidium neglectum, 1155 nucleotides long. RefSeq lists its product as hypothetical. The coding region runs from base 1 to 1155 and encodes 384 amino acids. NCBI's taxonomy places the organism in Eukaryota, Viridiplantae, Chlorophyta, Chlorophyceae, Sphaeropleales, Selenastraceae. The transcript is spliced from 4 exons. The record is from RefSeq and is a predicted model, not a curated record.
AUGCCUCGCACGUUGCAGUGCAGGCCGCCCCACGCCGCCGCGACCCUGGGGCCGCGCACCAAGGCGGAGGGCGGCGUGUUUGUGCGGAUGGAGGGGCAGCCGCUGCUUGAGCUGGCUGAGGGGCACCGCGCGGUGCCGCUGCUGUCGCCGGAGAAAGACCGCGUGCCCUUUGCCGCGGCGCUCCGCAUCAUCCAGCCGGGCGCCGCGCCCGCGCAGGCCGUGGGUGCAGGCCCGGAGCCCCACGACACGCUCGAGCUGCACUACACGCUGUGCGGCGCGGGCUCCCUCCUGGGAGCCAACGGCACCGCGCAGCCCGUGGGCCCCGGCGACAGCAUCAUCUCCGCGCAGGGCGCCGCGCUGUUCACCGUCCCCGCGGGCGCCGCCGACGCUGGGGGCGUGCCCGCGCCGCUGGUGAUGCUGCAGGUGCUGCUGCCGGGCAAGCUGCUGCGCGACGCCGCCGGCGGCCUGGGCACCGCCCACACCGACCCCGCGGACCUCCUGAUCCGCCCCGAGUGGUCGUGCCCCACCGUCCUCAAGGCGGGCCGCGUGUCGCAGGAGCUCAUGUGCUCCCUGCUGUCGCGCGACAUGGAGCUCACCCAGGGGGACGGCCACGGCGGCGACGCCGCAGCGCCCGGCCCCGGCGACGGCGAGAGCGCCGCCCCCUCCGGCUCCUCCGACCCCGCCGCCCCCGCGGCCGACGUGACGCUGGAGCCGCUGGCCGGCAGCCGGCCGCUCCACAAGCGCUCCCUCUCCGGCGUGCGCGCGUGGCAGCUGCCCAACGCGACCAACCAGCUGGCGCUCGUGUUUGGCCCUCACCUGGACCCGGAGCUGUCGAUGACGUUUGGGGUCGAGAUGUUUGAGCCCGGCCACAGGACCACGCGCCACAUCCACACCUCCGCGUACGAGAUGUUUGUGGUGCUGGGGGGCCAGGGCGUGGGCAUCUCCAACGGCGAAGAGGUGCCCAUCAGGGCGGGCGACGUGGCGGUGUUCCCGCCCUACGUGGUGCACGCCAUCGACAACACCUCGGACAGGAGGCUGUACUGCCUGCAGAUGAUGCUGCCCAAUGACAUGUUUGCCGAGUUUGUGACCAGCGGCUCCCUGCUGGACCCGCUGGACUCUGCAGACAUGGGCCACAUCAUCUCUGGCAGCUGCUGA